Molecule: messenger RNA, 1791 nt
Organism: Fragaria vesca subsp. vesca
Lineage: Eukaryota; Viridiplantae; Streptophyta; Magnoliopsida; Rosales; Rosaceae
Exons: 2
Coding region: 1-1791 (596 amino acids)
Source: RefSeq, a predicted model, not a curated record
AUGUCGUCUCAGGCUGCAUCUGCCCAAUUAAACCAUGUUCCAUCACCUCAACAAAACGAGUUCGCUGAUGAUGAACCUCUGCCGUCCACCACACCUGCCGCUCAACCUUUGGGACCUCGGAAGGUAACAAUCAAGACUCAUACAGAGACCACUUCUAUCCCUGCCGCUGAUUCACGCCCACAAUAUCCUGCACUAGUCAGCAUUUGCGCACCACCCCUUGAAGAUCCUGAUGGCGAAGGCCGUACACCCAUUGACCUUGUUACAGUUCUGGACGUAAGCGGCAGCAUGCAAGGCCAAAAGCUUGAACUUGUCAAGCAAGCUGUCAAAUUUGUCAUCGAAAACUUGGGGUCGUCAGAUAGACUUUCUAUAGUAUCUUUUUCAUCAACUGCUAGAACAGAAUUUCCUCUCAGAAGAAUGUCUGCUGACGGCCGUGAAGAUGCCAUCCGAGCCAUUAACUCUCUCAGAACAGAGGACAUGACCAAUAUUGCAGCAGGUCUCAAGAUAGGAGCUCAGAUCCUAAAAGGACGAAGGGAAAAGAACCCAGUUGCUAGCAUCAUCCUCUUAUCUGAUGGCCAUGAUAACCUUUCAAGUGUACCAGAAAUGUUGAACAAUUUGCCUUCUCCAAUUCCUCCUCGCAAUAACAUGAAAGAGGAAAUUCCAGUCCACACAUUUGGAUUUGGCAACGACCAUGAUCCAUAUAGCAUGCAUGCUAUAUCUGAUGCAUCAGGGGGUACCUUUUCAUACAUUGAAUCAGUUGGCAUGAUACAAGAUGGUUUCGCUUUGUGCAUCGGUGGUCUUCUCAGUGUAGUGGCUCAAGAAGUUCGCCUCACGGUAAAGUCAGCUUCAAGUGGCGUGAAGAUUGUAUCGAUACCAUCGGGGAGACAUGUGAAUGAGGUUUCGGAUGAGGGUCAGCAAGGUGUUGUUCAUGUCGGAAAUAUGUACGCAGAAGAGGUGAAACAAUUUCUGGUCUACCUCUCAGUUCCUCCAUCCUCAGCUUCGGACAGUAAGACACCAUUGUUAGACUUGUCAUGCUCGUACAAAGAUCCAGCUUCUGAUGAGUUGAUCCAGGUUCAAGGUGAAAGAGUAGAGAUAUCAAGACCUCAGUUUUGUUCUCCAGCUGAAGUGGCAGUGUCUUUGGAGGUUGAUCGUCAGAGGAAUAGACUUUUGGUGGCAGAUGCCAUUGGAGAGGCACAAAGGUUGGCUGAAAUGGGAAAUCUGGAGGGUGCACGCGAGGUUCUGACUCACCGAAGAAAAACUCUGUUGGCAUCAGCAGCAGCCCUAGGUGGGGAUAGUCUUAGCAAAUUGCUUGAAACUGAGCUCAGAGAAGUGAGGGAUCGGAUGAAAAGUAGGGAAAUGUACGAGUACGUAGGGCGUGCUUACGCUUGUGCAGGAAUGAGUUCACAUUCAUUGCAGAGGGCCUCAGCUAGGGGUAACGCUAGAGGCUCGUGUCUCGCUGCCGGUUUAAAAUUAGCUGCCAAAACUGGCUGCUUUGUUUAUUCUAGGGGUCGUAGCGCCGGUGCUCAUGGUGGCGGUGUUCGUAGUGGCGGUGGUCGUGGUUCCCGCGGUGGUCUUGGUUCCCGUGGCAGCUUUGGUGCCAGUGGACGUGGUUUCCGUGGUCGUGGAGCGGCUGGUCGUGGUGCCUAUAGAAGUAUGCUAUUUAAUGAUGCUUCGUUACACGGUGACGAAGAUGAAGCCGAGGAUUGUGAGGCUGAUCACCUCGUUGGUGCUUUUGAAACACCCGCUAUGAUUAGAAUGGUGCAGAAAUCACAGAAGAGGAAUCGAUCUACAUGA